UGCUGAUCUGCUACUGCGGAUUGCUCAGAAUAACACGGCUGCUCGCUAAUUCCCGUCUAUCGGGGCUUUCGCCGAAACACCGAGAGAGUAGGGUCCAAAAAAAGCCAACAAGGCAGGCAAGAACGCCGCGCCGCCGGAGUCCGCACCCCAGUAUGGCUUCAGGAGACCUUUACGAGGUGGAGCGGAUUGUGGACAAGAGGCGGAACAAGAAGGGUAAGUGGGAAUACCUGAUAAGGUGGAAAGGUUAUGGAAGUAAGGAGGACACAUGGGAGCCAGAGCACCACCUUCUGCACUGCGAGGAAUUCAUUGACCAGUUCAACAGCUUAAGACUGCACCCACAUAAACGGCCCAAAGUUCCAAAAACUCGUCAAGAAGCCCUCAUCACCAGCCAGCCGUCUGCUACAGAUACCUCCAGAGCUCGGUCUGAGGCACGAAAGAAGAAAAGGACUUGUGGGCCAGCCAUUGGGGUUACAGUAGGAGCUGUUUUGGGGACUGGAGGUGGAGGGUCAGGACCCACUCAGAAGCAGAGAAAGGUGGGCGUUGGACCUGGGAAACAUGCUUUGGGGGACAGAAUUAGCAAAGCCAUGACGUACAAGGCUCCUCCACCAGGAGGGCCUCACUUUGUUCCUCCAGUGAGGGUUCCUCAUAACGGACUCCAGAAUGGAGAGAUGGACCCUCUCAUGUACAGGACAGCAGCGAGGUCACACAGACUCCCCUCGGACAGAGGGGAGGGAGAACUAGGAGACGUGGAUACCACUGGACAGCAGUUCACCACUGAGCUAGGCUCACCUCUGGCCAAUGGCAAGAUGCAUCUACACAGCUCAGUAAAGCGGAAGUUGACUGAGGAGAAAGGCUACGUGUUUGACAAGCGGCUCAGGUACAAUGUGCGACAGAACGAGAGCAACUGUCGAUUCCGAGACAUCGUGGUCCGAAAGGAGGAAGGCUUUACGCACGUCCUGCUGUCCAGCCAAACGACAGACAACAACGCUCUGACACCAGAGAUCAUGAAGGAAGUGUGUCGAGCUCUGGGUAAUGCAGCUGCCGAUGACAGUAAAUUAUUACUGCUCAGCUCUGUGGGGACUGUUUUCUGCAGUGGCCUGGAGCCGUCCUACCUAAUAGGCCGUCUGUCCACUGACCGAAGAAAAGAGAGCAGCCGCAUCGCAGAUGCCGUACGGGAGUUUGUGUUGGCAUUCAUCCACUUCAAGAAACCCAUUGUGGCAGCAAUAAACGGACCUGCUCUAGGCUUAGGGGCCUCCAUCCUGCCCCUGUGUGAUGUGGUGUGGGCCAGUGAGAGGGCCUGGUUCCAGACUCCAUGUGCAGCCCUCCACCUCACCCCCUCUGGAUGCUCCUCAUACACCUUCCCCCAGAUCCUGGGCGUAGCUCUGGCUAAUGAGAUGCUGUUUUGUGGAAGAAAACUCACAGCACAAGAAGCAUGCAGUCGAGGUCUUGUGUCCCAGGUCUUCUGGCCAACCACAUUUAACCAAGAAGUGAUGCUGCGUGUGAAGGAAAUGGCGUCAUGCAAUGCAGUGGUUUUAGAAGAAUCCAAAUGCCUGGUGAGGAGCAUCCUGAUGUCGGUCCUGGAGGAAGUGAAUGAGAAAGAGUGUCGGAUGCUGAAGCAGCUCUGGUGUUCAACCAAAGGACUCGAGGCACUCUUCAGUUACCUGCACAACAAGGCGUAUGAGAAGUGAUCGUCCACACCUGGAAAACUGAUUAAUGUGGGUCAAAGGUUAUCUACAGAGAGACAUCCAGGACAAGAUCUCAUACAGAAGGAAAUGUUGCAUUAAAGGUCUUUGCUUCCAUCCCUGAGCAGAGGGGAUUCUCUGGAGUUCUGUUUGCGUACAUGUCUACCAACAUAACUUCACAAUCUUCUUCUUUCGUAAAUCAACUUAUAUUUUAUAUUUAUUGGAUCCACAACUGUCCAGAUUUUUCCUGUUUUCAAGGAUUCAAAGAGCAGAGGGCCAAAUGUGCAUUACUUAAGUGAACACUGAAGGAGGGUCUUCAGGGAGGUUUUCUGUACAUGUGCAAAACUUAUUUGUUUAUGAAAUUAUCAGGAUAUAUGAAAUCAAUGUGUCUGAUAGCACAUGAUAAAAAGGCGAUAAUAUAUAUGAAUAUAUAUUUAUUUCAAAGAGUUGCUUUGUGAAUAUAAGGAUUUUCUUUAGUCGCUUGUUGUUUUGAGUGUAAAUCAAGUUUGGAUGAGGGACACUGUUAUUUGCUCCUUGCGUGCACAUUCCAUCCUCUCUGUACGGACAGAAGAAAACUGGCCACAAAUGCUCACACACGCUCGUACAUGUCAGUGGAUCACAUUCAGUGACUGCUUAAAACUUCUCAAAACUCAAUGAAAAUGUAUGCUUUUUUUCAUCACGAUUUUCAUUUUUCAUACUGUAAGAGUCUUUAUUACACAGAACAGACAUCUUGUUUGCCAGGGAAUUUGUUAUCAUUACCAUAAUCACCAUAAAUUUGCUUCAAUUACAUGAAAUCAAGAUUGAUGCUCACACUAAUGAGACCGUCU
This is a messenger RNA of Centropristis striata (black sea bass), 2509 nucleotides long. Its product is annotated as chromodomain Y-like protein 2. Bases 153 to 1688 code for a protein of 511 amino acids. The transcript is spliced from 7 exons. NCBI's taxonomy places the organism in Eukaryota, Metazoa, Chordata, Actinopteri, Perciformes, Serranidae. Gene Ontology annotation, cellular component: nucleus. The record is from RefSeq and is a predicted model, not a curated record. Gene Ontology annotation, molecular function: transcription corepressor activity.